Messenger RNA from Strongylocentrotus purpuratus (purple sea urchin), 4029 nucleotides. RefSeq names its product neuronal acetylcholine receptor subunit alpha-10. Lineage: Eukaryota; Metazoa; Echinodermata; Echinoidea; Camarodonta; Strongylocentrotidae. The record is from RefSeq and is a predicted model, not a curated record. The transcript has 6 exons. Gene Ontology annotation, biological process: nervous system process; chemical synaptic transmission; signal transduction. Gene Ontology annotation, cellular component: synapse; neuron projection; postsynaptic membrane. Bases 289 to 1731 code for a protein of 480 amino acids. Gene Ontology annotation, molecular function: acetylcholine-gated monoatomic cation-selective channel activity; transmembrane signaling receptor activity.
AUGCGCAAAUACCAACUCGGCACGCGCUGGCAUCCAAAACUCCAGAGUAUCGAUUUACCACGAUCUCUAGUUAAAAAUUUGUUCACCCAUCAUCCGGUGAUUUCGUAUAACACGAAACGUUAACUUUCUGCAUCAUCUCUCGUAAACGAGCUGCCUUUCUAUUGUCUUUCUUUUAAUAAACACCAUUUAUACCCAGUGGGAAAUAUUCAGCGAAAGAGAAUCGUAUCGUCUGCGUAAGAAACUCAAAUUUGAUGAUACAACAACGAUUCGACGGGUGACUAAUAUUUGAUGAAAGGACGAGCACUAAUACCAAUGGCGUCUCAAGUGAUUCUCCUAUGCAUGUUAGUAUGCUUUGGCGGUGUCUACGGAACGCAAGACGAAUACCGGCUCUUAAACGACAUGUUUGCCAACUAUAGCAACAUCAUUAGACCAGUAGAAAGGUCAGCAGACCCCAUUGACGUGUUAAUCGGAGCAGCCAUACAACAGAUCAUUGAUAUGGACGAGAAAAAUCAAGUCAUCACUCUUAAUUUAUGGAUGCGAAUGCAAUGGACGGACAGUAACUUAAAAUGGAAUCCAGCUGACUAUGGGGAUACUACAGUCCUUAUUGUACCCAUAGAAACAAUAUGGAGGCCAGACAUUGUUCUAUUUACAAAUGCCGACAGCAGCUUUAACGGAAUGAUGAUGACCAGUGCCUCCAUCUCUCACGAUGGCAUCGUCCGGUGGAACGCACCGGCCAUCUACCAGAGCACAUGUAAAAUAGACAUCACUUACUUCCCUUUUGAUGAGCAGCACUGCAGCCUAAAAUUCGGGUCCUGGGCCUACCACGGGUUCCAGAUCGACCUCAAGAACAGGACCACGAGCGGCGACAUCUCCGCCUACAUCGACAACGGCGAGUGGACUCUCGUGGGCAUGCCUGUCAAGAGGAACCUGUUAUUUUACAAUUGCUGCCCAGAGCCUUAUCCUGAUGUUGAAUUCACCGUCAUCAUCCGCAGGAGGGCUCUCUUUUAUUUCAUCAACCUCCUCGGGCCUUGCGUUCUGAUUUCGUUGAUCACCGUUUUGGAUUUCUUUAUGCCGGCCGACGCGGGGGAAAAAGUCACGCUGGGGAUCACCAUUCUCCUGGCGCUCACUGUGUUCCUGUUGCUCGUAGCAGAGACGAUGCCCCCUACAUCGGAAGUUGUCCCGUUGAUAGCUCAAUAUUACGCCUGUACCAUCGUCCUGGUUUCCCUCUCUACUGUGAUGACAGUCUAUGUCCUGAGUCUCCAUUACCGACUACCUGGAACCAACCGCGUGCCACGAGGCAUGAAGAAGUUCGCCUUCAGUUUCCUAGCCCGAAUCAUGUGCAUGGGAAGCUUCCUCGUCAACAUGGGGGACGACGAUGACGAGAACGAGAUUUCGCAGAACAAGUCCCACGCCGGCGUCUACGAGAACACCUUCCUCAGCCAUCAGAACGGGAUCGCCAUCAUGGACGACUCGGAGAAGAAAUCGUCGGAGGAAUCGUCCGUGGUCUCUAAGAGGUUCGAAUCGAUGACCCACGACAUCAUGACGAACCUGAAGUACAUCGUCAAGAAGAAGAAGGAUGAGGACGCGGAGGAUGACAUCAUGACGGAGUGGAAGUACGUCGCGGUCGUGUUCGAUCGCCUCUUCAUGUGGGUGUUCCUUCUUGCCACCACCAUCUGCACCCUUGCCAUCAUCUGUCAGCCCAAACCGUUUACAGGACCCAACGAGUUCUAGGAACUCUGUACUAUUCAUUUCUAACUAGGGACUGAUCACAAUACGAACUGAGAUUGGCAUAUAAGUCACAUUGUAUUUCCAAGACAAUCAGGUCGGCUUUCGCUAGCUUAAAGCCCGUCUGCACUAGUUUGACAAGGAGGGAUUAGACCUCCGUGCAAGGUCACUGACAGGUGGUUAUCUCAUCAAAUCAGCUGUCAAUUAACAUAAGCAAAAGGCAUCAUGGGGGACCAACGGGCAUCGCUCAGGCAUUGUUUGCUAUGUAGAGGGCGCAAGUAGCUACUGUACAAAAGUAGUGCAGUCCGGCUUUAAGGCCCGUUGCGCGCGAGGCGUCAUUCCAGUAGUCUGCAAUACCACUUUCUCAUGGGGAAUCGAGACUACGCUGACGGAGUCCUAAGUCAAUAAAUUGACGCAUCAUGUGGAACGGACUUUAGCUUUCACUGAGCCCACAUCGAUGCAGCUGUACUAGCAAGUGCUAUUCUCCAUGUUAUGAAUGGUUUGACAAGCUAAGUCUGACCAUGAUGACUGAGAACCUAAACCAGUGUCAAAGCAUCUAUACUGACCCUGUAUCAUACUAAUAACAACUAUGGUACUCAAAUUGAAAAUAUAUCAGCACAUUCACUGUCAUUCCACCACCAAAGUAUAGAUUUAGCUAGAAACGUAAAAUCGUGUAAAUAUACGCAAUGUUCGUGUAUGUAACUAAUUUCUAUUUUUCUUGCCCAGGUCAUUUACUUAAUUUGGAAGUGGAGUACAUUUCCAACAGGUAUAAGCAUUUCUCUAAAUAUGGGACAUAAUAAAAUGUAAGUAUUAAAGCGGAAUGUACACUACGUACAUCUAUCGAAGUGUCUAUAUGCUACACUGAACAUGAUGAUAUAAAAACAAACAUUAAAUACGCAUCUUCCUACACUCCUCAAGUUUUAAGAAUGAAAUCUGUCAGACGACUACAACAAGGUAGCCAGAAAAAGAUGAAACAAAAGAGUUAAAAGAUAAGAGCAUGAUAUUUGUUUUAAUUGAUUGAUUUUCAUUGUGUAGUAUUCCGUUAAAACUUUAAAUUGAUCUGUAUUUGAUAUGUAUUUCUAUACAAAUUUAUGUUUAUACUUAUAAUAGUCAUGCAACUCACUGAUUAAAAAAAAAACGAUCGUAAAGACUUACCCCAAAAAUCAUCAAGGGCAAUAGUAAUCCCCGAAUGUAUUGCCAUAAGAAAUACAGAUCAGAUAAAGUUAUUUGUUUAUGCAAUAUUCAUAAAUUUCAAAUGCUAAUUGACCAGGCGAUUGAAUGUGUCUUACAUUGAAUUUUCGACAGUCUCUGCGAACCUGUUCGAUGAAUUAUAUCGUAUAUAUCUUAUUAUGUUGUUGCAAUAUUCACACAUUUCAAAAGGUGCUGACAACGAUAUUUGGUUUACCUUAGUUUGAUUUUUGCGACUGUGUUUGAAGAAUGUAUUACUGUUGUGCUCGAGUUCUGUUUAACUCAAUUUGAGAAGCGUAGCAAAUAACAUCGUGAUGUGAAGCCAAGACAGGUCUUAGCUAAUAACUAUAACCAAUCAUAUUUUGUACAGAUAGAUAUUUAGUUAAAAGGUUUAUGCCUUUUUUUAUACAUACAUGUUAGUAACUAGUUAGCAGAGCUGUGACAUAUUGAUGAUUUAAAGUAUACACAAUUAUGUAGCAAAUGUUUGAACAACGUGUUACUUGACUUAAUACACUUCACAUGACAUCAUUCAAGGUCAUCGAUUUUGAACAUUUGAUACGAAUCCACUAAAUUUGGAAAUACGUACUAAUAUGCAUUGCAUUUCAAUUAGUUAUUGUUUCAGCGGUUUGUAAAAUUCUCUCGUUUUUAACACUGUGCGAUCAUUAUUACUUGCUGAGAGGCAGAAAGGAGCUAAAUGCAUUAUCCUUUUGCUUAGAAUGAUGGCCAUUUUGGCUAUCAGCAGAAUUAUCAUUUUUGUUGUAGUUGUACAUUAUUGAUAACAUUAUGCAUCGUAUUUCAAGGUGGUUGCAAUGAAUUGACACCGUAAAAGGCCUUUUAAUGUAUGAGUACUGUCAAAAUGAUUAGUUUAUCCAUUACCCGUGUGUACAAUGUAAUAUCAUGAAUUUUCAUUCUGUAUGUAUGUUUUUUUCCCUCAAUAUAAACAGCACUGCUAGACUGUGUUAUAAAUCAUAUGGGCAAAUCGAUAUGCAAUUUUGAUUAUCAAAUAUCUAUACAUUGUGUUAAAUAAUACCCAUUACAUUUUAUAGAUUAUAAAGUUGAUAUGUAUUCAUGAAAAUCGUCCAAAAUUGAGAAAAUAAAAAAAAGGAUAGAAUGUGA